Sparassis crispa is the source of this 1740-nucleotide messenger RNA. Its product is annotated as Sugar transporter STL1. Gene Ontology annotation, biological process: transmembrane transport; carbohydrate transport. Lineage: Eukaryota; Fungi; Basidiomycota; Agaricomycetes; Polyporales; Sparassidaceae. The transcript is spliced from 15 exons. Bases 1 to 1740 code for a protein of 579 amino acids. The record is from RefSeq and is a predicted model, not a curated record. Gene Ontology annotation, cellular component: membrane. Gene Ontology annotation, molecular function: carbohydrate:proton symporter activity.
AUGGCUUCCCCACCUGUGCCAACCGAGACCUCCAAGCCUUCUUCCAGCGACAAGGCCCAGUAUGAAGUUGAAGUGAAACAAUCUUCGGACUUCGACGCAGAAGUGACUGCAAAUUCUUUAUCUCUCCGCGGUCGCAAGUUAAUGGUUGCAUUGCUCUUCGUCGCAGGAACCGGUUUUGCCCUUUUUGGUUACGAUGAAGGCGUGAUGUCUGCACUACUCACCGCUGGACAGUUCGAUAAGGUUUUUCCGCAGGUAGUAGUGGACUCCGACCAUCCCAGUCAUGCUACACUGCAGAGUUUUGUGGUCGCUAUCUACGAAGUCGGAUGUCUGAUUGGUGCUCUUUCUAACCUAUGGAUUGGAGACCGUCUCGGUCGCAGGCAUACGAUUAUGCUGGGCGGCAUCAUCAUGAUCAUCGGUGCUAUCAUUCAAACAGCAUCGUACAGCUAUGCACAACUCGUCGUUGCUCGCAUUAUCACUGGGCUAGGGAACGGUCUGAAUACCUCCACUGUUCCAUCCUACCAUGCGGAAUGUUCACCUGCUGCCAAACGCGGUAGUCUGAUCAUGGUGGAGGGAAGUCUGAUCACUUUUGGUAUUGCUACCUCGUAUUGGUUAGACUUUGCCUUGUAUUGGGCUUCCGGUAGCUCCGCGCAAUGGAGGGUGCCCAUUGCCAUCCAGAUCAUUUUCGCUCUUAUCAUGGUGCUUUCCAUUGGAUUCCUACCAGAGUCUCCCCGAUGGUUGUUAAAACACGGCCACAAUGCUAAGGCAAUGGCAGUCAUCUCGGCACUAGAGGACAAGCCCCCGUCUGAUCCCACCGUACAGCAAACGUAUCAUGCUAUCCGCGAGGCAGUAGAAAUCGAGAACGGUGUGAAUCCCAAUGUGACCACGGGUGACACAGCGUCUGGUACCCUGGGGAGAGGUCAGGUCUCCUUGCGAGAGCUGUUCACAGGAGGACGCAGCCAGAACUUCCGGAGAAUGGCAUUGGGCGUUGUUUCUCAAUGCUUCCAGCAAAUUACUGGCAUCAAUGUCGUUAUCUUCUAUGCGACAAUUCUCUUUCAGAGACUAGGAUUAUCCAAUGUCAACUCGCGAAUUGUCGCCGCUGCAAUGGGAACUGAAUACUUUCUCUUCUCCCUCCUCACCAUACCACUCAUUGACUACGUCGGCCGACGACGCCUAAUGAUGUUCAGUGCGAGCGGCCUUUGCAUCGACCUGGUGCUCAUGGGCAUCCUCGGAAGAUUCGUAAACAAAGCGACGCAGACCGUCAGCGUUGUGCUCCUCUUCGUGUACAAUUCCAUAUUUGCGUUGGGCUGGCUGGGUAUGACUUGGUUGUAUCCUGCAGAAAUUGCCGGUUUGCGGAUACGGGCUCCCGCGAAUGCGCUGAGUACUGCAUCAAAUUGGGUUUUCAACUUUGUCGUUGUAAUGGUUACUGGGCCGUCGUUCAAUAACAUCGGUUGGCGGACGUAUAUCGUUUUUGCCGCGUUGAACGCUUUCAUUGUUCCCGUGGUCUAUUUCUUCUUUCCCGAGACCGCAGGUCGUUCGCUUGAAGAUAUCGACGUUAUCUUUGCGUUGGCGUACAACGAGGGUGUCUCGCCGGUGACCGUCUCACUGCGGAAGGACGUUCCUCCAGCUGGAUCUCCAGAGGCAGAUAGGAUUUUGGGAAUCGAGCCAGUCACUACAUCGACAGGUGAUAAGGCCAAUGAGCGCGCACAGGGCAGCACGACAAACGACGAGAAGAUGUCAUGA